Molecule: messenger RNA, 1463 nt
Organism: Drosophila biarmipes
Lineage: Eukaryota; Metazoa; Arthropoda; Insecta; Diptera; Drosophilidae
Gene: Grl36a
Exons: 3
Coding region: 203-1444 (413 amino acids)
Source: RefSeq, a predicted model, not a curated record
ACCAAGAUUUCUUCGUAAAAAUUUUUGCUGUGUACCUGUGCUAUACACAUAUUACCAAUGGUUUAGCUUGAGUGCUAGCAUAAAACAUUUUAUUUGCCUUAAUUACGUGUACAUUGAGUCGAUUUCAUUAGUCCUGGUAAAGUAAGCCUGCCUAAACCGAAAAGGAAUUAGUUAGAGGGCUUCAGAAUGGCAGAGAACGGAAAUGAAAACAGUUCGGAAUUCCCAUAAAAUAUGGCAGACGCGAGUGCUGAGAUGGUCUGUUUUGGGUAUCUGCUGGACCUCUUACAUUAUUUAUCGUAGCUGCGUGAUUGGUCAAAUAAAAUACGAUAAGGAAAAGGGAAAACUGGUUAUCCAACCACGCAAUAUCUGGACCAAAAGAAUAGUGCUGUGCCUGAAGAUUAUAGUGCUCUACCUCAACUAUUGUGGCAUUCCAUAUAUUAUGAUAGCGAUUAUUCCAUUACUUCCAAGAGAAAUCUUUAAGGCAGCGUUUUCUUCGCCUAAGUACUUUGAAAUUCUUAUGGGAAUGGUCAUCAUUCAACUAACAAUGUUCAAUACUAUUCGCUUGUGUUACUGGAUGAGUAGCCUCUCCUGGAAUAGAUCCUUUGUGGGUCUGGCCAACGACGUAAUACACCUAAUCACCUUGAUGGAAGUCAACGUGGGACCGCUUUACUUGGAACGUAUCUCCCUGCUGAUCCUGCACUUCUUACAGUUGGGUUUGACCCUGGUGCAGGUCGUGGGCUACAGUCAAAUGCAGCUUCACCUCUGCUCGCUUUACAACCUUCUGCUGGAGUUGUUUUUUAACAUGUUUGUGGUCUACCAGUUGCUGAUUUUAUCGUGGAUGGCUGCUUUCUGCCGCUUCUUAAAGAUCUAUCUGCAGGAACCGACUAUAGGGCAACGUUUAAAAGUUCUUCGGCUAUUUCGCCUCUAUGCAAGGAUCAGCAAUGUUCAUCAGAAUAUCCAGCUGAUGUGGCUGCCGGUGAUCAAUAUGCUAUUUUCCGACAUUUUGAUGCUAGUGAGCCAUUGGUCAUUUAUUAUUAAAAGCAUAAUUCUGAACCGCUUAGAAGACGAUUUAAACAGCAAAUAUUGGAAGGCAGCAUUUGGCGCUCAGGCAUCCCUGCUAAGGAUUUUAUUUAUUGGUCUGUGCAAUGAUCAACUGGCCCUCCUGCAGAGCUUCAUCAGAUUGCAACUCUUGGCUAUCGAUUUGUGCUUCUCAAAGCUUGAUCAGCUGGAUCUGAACUUUGUCUGGGAAGCCAAGAUCUUGCAAACCUGUUUCGAUCUACAAUCGAGAGCCCAGCCCAUCAAGAAUCGAAUUAUGAGCAUUUAUCAGGAAUGCGGAUGCCCAUUUGUCCUUAAUUUCUUUUUUUGCGCAAUGAUUAACGCUUUCUGCUGUGCACAGUAUGAUAUAUUUUUUAGCGUAGAUUCCGUUAUUUCCCCUAUGUUGUGAGAUAGAAAAAAAAUUUAAA